GAUGAGUAUCUACUAAAACCUUCACGUUAUGAAAUUACACAACUGUCUUAAGCUGAAAUUUCAUAAAUUACUCUGUUGAUGUGUCAUAUUUUAGGCCCGUAAUAAGAUAAAUACGGAAAAUUGGAGAAAACAACGCAUCGGCCACGCUGCAGGCACGAAGAGCUUUGCACGAAUAUGUGACAAAGAUAGAAAGAAGAGGGCCAAUGGGGAGGAUUUGACCCGAGUAGAUAUGUUCAUGUUGACACAUAUACGUAAGAAUGGGAUGCUUGUGGAUGAGGCCUCAGCAAGAGCAAUGGAACAAUUAAAUGAACGAGCUUCGCAGCAACCAGAGGCUUCACAAAACAACACUGGGAGGAAAGAUAUAUUCUCGGAAGUCAUGGGUGACGAACGACAUGGCCGUGUCUGCACUUACGGGUUAGGUCCCUCUCCUUCUGAUAUAUGGGGCACAACAUCCCACAGUGUCCAAUCCCAAGGGAUGACCUCCAAUGCUCAGAAGAGAGAUGAACAAUAUGAGGAAUUGCAUGCUGAAAUAUCUUCCCUAAGAGAAACUAUGGCUAAUAGAGAUGCUCAAAUAUCUUCACUAAGACAAACUAUGACAAAAUUUAUGGCAGCCAUAACGAAUCCAAGCAUUAAUCUAGCUACAUUAUUAGGUGUUUCAGCUAAUCCCAACUUGAACCAACCCUCCUCAUCAUCAAGCCACUUGGUUCCAACCCCUCAGAGAGACUUGGCGAAUAAGGGGAAUUCUACGAGUUGCACGGAUCCAUUGACAAAAGUAGGGGGGCAAAAACUUGGAGUUGGUUUCUAG
Molecule: messenger RNA, 805 nt
Organism: Magnolia sinica
Lineage: Eukaryota; Viridiplantae; Streptophyta; Magnoliopsida; Magnoliales; Magnoliaceae
Exons: 4
Coding region: 230-805 (191 amino acids)
Source: RefSeq, a predicted model, not a curated record